Molecule: messenger RNA, 4679 nt
Organism: Macrobrachium nipponense
Lineage: Eukaryota; Metazoa; Arthropoda; Malacostraca; Decapoda; Palaemonidae
Exons: 6
Coding region: 582-3110 (842 amino acids)
Source: RefSeq, a predicted model, not a curated record
UUUUUUCAGGCGAUCUUGAUGCAAAUAAGAUGGCGGAAUUAGAAUGGCUGUCGUGCAGUCAUAGAUAUCAAAACAUAAUCGCAUACGUGUAAUGGCGGCAAGUAGGAAUUCGAAGAAAAGAGAUCAGCUGAUCCAUCCCGGGGGAAGUGACAGCGACGGUUCAUCCUCACUUGGCUGUGUGGUAACGAUUGCCAUUUAAUUUACGACUGACACAUGUUAUAUUGAAGCAGUCUUAAUAGAUAAUAAAGAAUUCUAUUGCUGCACCAUGGAAUGUCUAAAAGAAAUGAGAAAUUCAGUGGACUUCUUAAAUAUAUCAGUCAGUGUCCUGGUACCCUUUUCUGUUAGGAUGACUGUUAAUUGUUCUUGUAAAUGCAAAACAUAUAAUGCUUGGUGAAUCUGAAGUUCAAGAUCCAUUUUAAAUGAAGCUUAUGGACAGCUACAGGAUUUCAUAAAAUGAAGAAUUCAAAGGCCAGUAAUACAGGAGACCGUUGGAAGAUUUAUGGAUUUAAGGUUGGAUGAACGCAAGUUCGAAAAGCUCCACUUACGUCAUGACAGGGCCACUGUCCUAUAGACGAUAAGACAUGCAACUCAAACGCAGCCAAGUAAAAACAGAGGUUAUACAUUUGGUAGCGGUGGCUGUCAGCCUACUGCUACUCCAAGUAAAGGCUGACUACCCAGCACCGACCACAAAAGCUGCCUAUAAGCCUUCUGUGAAAUAUGCCGGGCCUAUAGUCUACUCCGAUGAGAAACCACCUGUCAUCCACUUCCCACCUCCACCAAGACCAACGGCUGGUGGGUAUGGAAGUGGUAAAGGUAGUGGGAAGGCACAGCCAGUCAAGUAUGUCCCUUUGCCACACCACGAACUUCCAGUUCUCAUUUAUCAAUCUGACAGUUCUCCACCAGUGCAUGUAGUCCACACUCCAAAGCCAGCUAUCAAAGCUCCUAUCAAAGCACCUGCUCCAUCUUAUGGACCUCCAAAGGCUACUAUUAAAGCUCCAGCACCUUCUUACGGUCCACCAAAGGCCCCAACGCCAACUUAUGGUCCCCCAAAACUUCCCCCUCCUCCAUCAUAUGGACCUCCUCCCAAAGCUCAAGUGCCAUCAUUUGGACUCCCGAAGGCUAAAGCUCCAAAAGCACAAAAGGCUCCAAGGCCAAGCUAUGGACCUCCUCCAAAAGCUCCUCCUCCUUCAUAUGGCCCUCCACCUAAGGCCCCUCCCCCUUCCUAUGGUCCCCCACCUAAAGCCCCACCACCUUCAUAUGGUCCUCCACCUACAGCUCCAAGCCCCCAGUAUGGUGCCCCAGCAAAUACUGGCCCCAUUUACAUCAAGGCUCCUCCAGCUCCUGCUCCAGUCCUGGUACCAGCUCCUGAACCCCAGUAUGCCGCACCAGCUGCUCCAGCACCCAGCUAUGGGCCACCACCCAAGGCUCAACCAGCUCCUACUUAUGGACCUCCACCAAAAGCACCUCCUCCCUCAUAUGGACCCUCACCUAAGGCCCCUCCCCCGAGCUAUGGGCCACCCCCUAAAGCACCAGCACCUAGUUAUGGUGCUCCUCCUAAGGCUAAGGCCCCCAAGGCCAAGGCUCCUACCAAAGGCCCUACUUAUGCACCACCUCCCCCAACUUAUGGCCCCCCUAAGCCUGCCCCAACAAAAAGUACUCCAGCUCCACACAUCAUUUAUGCUGGUCAUCCCCCAAUUCAUGUUUACCAACAACCACCUGUACACCAGGUUACCAAGGCCCCUAAAGCUCAGUAUGCUGCCCCUGCUGCUCCUAAACCUAGCUAUGGUCUCCCCCCUAAAGCUGCUGCACCCACUUUUGGACCACCUAAAGCUAAGGGACCCAGUUUUAGCCCACCACCUAAAGCUCCAAGGCCAAGCUAUGGACCACCUCCCAAAGCUCCUGCGCCUUCAUAUGGACCUCCACCGAAGGCUCCUGCGCCUUCAUAUGGACCUCCACCGAAGGCUCCUGCGCCUUCAUAUGGACCUCCUCCAAAGGCUCCUGCACCUUCCUAUGGACCUCCACCAAAGGCUCCUACACCUUCUUAUGGACCCCCUCCAAAGGCUCCUGCUCCUUCUUAUGGACCUCCUCCAAAGGCUCCUACACCUUCUUAUGGACCUCCUCCAAAGGCUCCAGCUCCUUCUUAUGGACCUCCUCCAAAGGCUGUUGCACCUUCCAAAGCUCCUGCAGCAACUUAUGGUGCCCCUCCAAAAGCACCACCUCCAACAUAUGGUCCUCCUAAGGCUCCAGCUCCUUCAUAUGGUCCACCACCAAAGGCCCCACCUCCAUCUUAUGGCCCACCACCACAACCUCCAAGACCAUCAUAUGGACCUCCUCCUAAGGCCCCUAAGGGAUCAUUUGGACCACCUCCCAAGGCUCCAAAGGGCUCAUAUGGACCUCCUCCUAAGGCACCCAAAGGGACAUAUGGACCACCUCCCAAGGCUCCAAAGGGUUCAUAUGGACCCCCUCCCAAGCUCCCUAAGCCAUCAUUUGGACUUUCCUCAAAGGCUCCCAAAGCACCAAAAGCACCUACCACUUAUGGUCCCCCAAAAGCUGCCACUAAACCAGCUCCCGUAUACCUUCCAGCACCCAAAGCUUAUCACAAGCCACCCAUUAUCAUCUACCAAGGUGUAAGACCACCAGUGCAUGUUUACCAACAGCCAGGUAAAGCUGCUGCUCCUACAGCCCCAGCUGCAGCUCCCUCUGGAGCGUACGGGGCACCUGUUCCUCCAAGUGCUGCUUAUGGAGAUCCUAAAGGUGAAGAUAUCAUCAAAGGAAAAGGUGGGGGAGGAGGAGGAGGAGGAGGAGGAGGAGGAGGAGGAGGAAUAGUUGGAGGUGACUUCUACUCUCCAGCUAGUAUUCAUGUUCCUGAGGUAGUUGUAGCCAAACCAGCUGCCCCAUCCACCUCCAGUUAUGCUGCCAAAGAAGAUACUGGUGUCUUGGAUGACUGGACACCAUCCAACGGUUACUCAGCCUAUGGCGAUGCUUCACUUACCCAAAACAUCAGUCAAAGAAGUCCUGGGAAAGCAGAAGAGCGAGUUGAAACCAAUGUCUCCUCAGAUGUCAGUGAAGCAAAGGUUUCAGCAAAGGUAUCUGUCAGUGAAGCAGAGUGAAAAUCAUAAAGAUUUCCACAGAUAAUGCUCAGUUAAGUGUUUCGUUACUGAAUAAGCAUAAGACUACUCAAGCUGUGCUAGUGGAGUGCUCAGAAUUUUUCAUCAUACUUAAACUGUUCUGAUAAUGAAAUCUUUAAUAGAUUACUACAAAAUUAUCUUCAUAUUAGAACUGAGCAUUAUUCAUAUUGCAUGAAUGGUGAAGUAAUGCAGUCAUUAAUUUAUUAUACCUGUGCUCAGCAAGGGCAUCAUCAGCUUCUUUCAGUGUGAGUGUAGUGUAAGUGAGCAGAAUGAGUGAUCCUGGUAAAUUUUGUUUUUGUAGCAUCCCUUUCUGGAUGAUCUAAAAUUGCAAAUGGUUCAUGAGCAGUAUUAACUGGUGGCCUUUUGAACCUGAAAAUUUGAAUGCAUAUGGUGCAGAAAUCAGUUGUUUCAUCUCUGUCUCUGUUUUGACAGCAUAUGAUGAUUCUGCAGUGAGUGCAAGUUAGUAAAUUUUCCGUACAAAUAUUUCUGAGCAUGUCUUUUUUUUUUUUUUCUAAGUCAUUGCUUAAUGUCUUUAGUACCGUUUUUGGUAUUAUUAUUUAUUCAGUGAAUGUCUGCUUGUUGUUUCCAUCCUGGCUAUGAUGAUAUGAUAGGCUUUUAUGUCCUGCAGCUGGAUAUUCAUGUGGAUGACACUUUUUAUUUAUUGCAUAACACCUAAGGCUGUAUCUUCAUUUUCUGAAUUAGAUUAUACGUACAAGAGUUGCUCAUCGUCAUUUGUCAUUUGGAGUUUCCAUUUUGUCACUUGUUAUAUGCUUAUUUAUUCAUUGUUUCAUAGCUUCUCAUCCUGACAUUCACUCCAUAUUUACAUGGUCUACUACACUAACAGUCAAUCCACAUUUACAUUGCUUUUCACUCUCUCCAAAGGCUAUCAUGAUGUUUAGCGUAGCGAUAUUAGAUUUUUUUUAUAGUAAUGUUAAAGAAGAUUAGUGUUUAUCUCUGAGUGCCCGGGUUUGCCAUAGUGUUACCUGUACCGUCAGUAUUUUUCCAGCUGCAGGACUCCCCCUGCAGGCAUGACAGGACUAGGCGAACUGAAAACUCUAGCUGCAAGUUUGAAUCGUCGUUCAUUCCACGGACAUUACCCACCAAGAUUCGUUUCUUCCCAUAUCUAUGAAAUUCUUACACUUUUCCUAUGUUGUUAAAUCUCUCUCUCUCUCUCUCUCUCUCUCUCUCUCUCUCUCUCUCUCUCUCUCUCUCUCUGCUCUGUGUGUGUGUGUAAGAAGGCAGGGAGAAUGAAAGGGAAUUUGAGAGUGAAAGGGAUUCAGAGCAGACGGAUAUUAGGGAAUGUGAUUUCAUUACUCUGAUUCAGUGUGAGUAGUGAAAUUUGCGCACAACUGCAGCUUUCCUGAAGCCUUGUCCAGCCAGGUCCUGUUAGUAUUCCUUCAAGUCCCUCGGGAUGUCUGUAGGCCACUUUCUGGGCCGUGUUUUUUUUUUUUUUCCAUGUACUAUAAGGAGUCUUUUUAUGCCUGAAGCAGGUAUCCAUUUUGUAAUAUUUAUAUGACCUUAGUGACUAAUAAACGUUUCUUAAAUUAUGAA